CCUUCUUAUAUCCAAGGUGAAAAUGAAGACGAUAUAGAUUCUCAAAUUAGAGCCUUAUCAUACAUGUUCAAAAGACUAGAAAUCUACAAUCUACCAAACUUCCUAGCUGAUGAAAAUGGCAUUUACAGAAUUCCUGACCCAACCUCUAACAAUCUAUCUCAUUCUCCCAUAUCCUCUCACAUCCUCUAUAACAGAACUGAAUUCGAAAGAAUCUUAAUCAACGAUAAACAUCGAAUCCUCAUCGACUGGUCAAAAAACAAAUUUCGCUCCUUAUUAAUACUAUCAAAUCACCCUAAAAAUUUAACCUUCAAAUUUUCAAUAUUAAACGCCUCUUCAACUUUGGACAAUUAUCUACAUGUCUUGGUCAAUAAAUCAAAUUUCUAUAUCGAACACCCAAUAGAAAAAAGAAUCAAAAGAAUCUUAGUCAAACACUCCUAUAAUAAACAAUGGAAAGUAAUUCAAUCUGAAAACAGAAAUUUCGUUAACAAAGAUGACAGAUACAAAAUCAUCAAGGGCUAUUUAGAAAGAUUGGCUUUCCAUGUUCAAGUUGAAAGAAUCUUUAAA
This is a messenger RNA of Ascoidea rubescens DSM 1968, 564 nucleotides long. RefSeq lists its product as uncharacterized. The transcript is spliced from 3 exons. Lineage: Eukaryota; Fungi; Ascomycota; Saccharomycetes; Ascoideales; Ascoideaceae. The annotation marks the transcript as partial. The record is from RefSeq and is a predicted model, not a curated record.